AUGAAGAAUCUGGGUUUUGUUGCCUUGUCGGGCCUUGCCCUGUUGCAAGGAGCUGCCGCUGUUUGUUGUCGCACUAACAAGUGCUUGAAAGCCAUCGUUUAUACAGGUCAAGAUGGACUUGCCGACUGCUCGGCAAACCUGAUAGUCACAGUGACACCGUCUGCAAGCACCUUGACCCAAACGGUGACAGACGUCGAGAGCGCUGUGGCUACUGCGUUGCUCACCAAGGCCACGACUGAAACUGCAUCAACCGAGACACUGCUGUUUACCGAGACCACGACUAUCACGGCAUCCACAGAAACAGACAUUAUCAGCGAGACCACAACCGUACCCGUUACCACGACCGACGUCCAGCUCGCUGCCGGCGUCACAUCUACUUCAACCGUCUAUCUGGUGAAUUUGAAGGCUCGCCAGACGGGGUCGCCCUUGCCGGGCUAUGCCUCGGGAGUCUGCCCGGACUGGGACAAGUACGUCGAGGCCUGCAAGUGUGCUGGCGUUGUGCCCAUCACCGUCACGGCAACUGCAGCCACAGAGACAGUCACAGUGACCGCCGACAGCGCAGUCACCUCGACGAUGUCCACCCUCUCCAGCACCCAGACCGACACCGUCUCGGUGACAGCGACGACCUCGAGCACCCAAACUGACACCAUCUCGCUCACGGAAACCGUCACCACCACCGAGACCACCACCGCCUCCUCCACGACAACCGUCUUGACAACAUCAACACCCACCACCGUCGUCCCGCUCACAUGCAAGCCGCAGGGCCUCAACUUCCGGGUCUCGAGCCCCCUAAAUGACGGCACGACGCGGUGGAUGAACGUGAUAAACAAGGCCACGAUCGCGUGGCAGACUUUCUCCUCGGGCAGCACGGGGACGGACCUGUACUCGUCCACCUGGGUGCUGGACAGCAACGGCUAUCUUGGGCUGGCCAACGCUAUCGCCCCGGACACCUCGGUCCUAGUCGCGUACGUCGACCUGAGCAAGACAGGGGCCAGUGUGGCGGUGCAGGCGAAGCCCAAGCCCGAUGUUGAGGCGGCCGUCGCGGCCGGUACUUUUGGGAGAGUCACGGGGUGCGUCAACGCGGCGACCAGCGAGGUCACCCUUUCCGCAAACGGGAGGUCCAAUAUCCUGACGUGUGGCAAUGGGCUUUACUUGUCGACGGGUAACGGGGUGGAUAUUCGGUCAGACUGUGUCCAGCUGUUCCCGACUGGUAAUCAGGUCUAA
Messenger RNA from Phialemonium atrogriseum, 1224 nucleotides. RefSeq lists its product as uncharacterized. The transcript is spliced from 3 exons. NCBI's taxonomy places the organism in Eukaryota, Fungi, Ascomycota, Sordariomycetes, Cephalothecales, Cephalothecaceae. The record is from RefSeq and is a predicted model, not a curated record. Bases 1 to 1224 code for a protein of 407 amino acids.